Messenger RNA from Phodopus roborovskii (desert hamster), 1881 nucleotides. It is a transcript of the gene Rhcg, whose product is annotated as Rh family C glycoprotein. The coding region runs from base 111 to 1607 and encodes 498 amino acids. Gene Ontology annotation, cellular component: basolateral plasma membrane; apical plasma membrane; plasma membrane. Gene Ontology annotation, biological process: ammonium homeostasis; ammonium transmembrane transport. The transcript has 11 exons. Gene Ontology annotation, molecular function: ammonium channel activity. Lineage: Eukaryota; Metazoa; Chordata; Mammalia; Rodentia; Cricetidae. The record is from RefSeq and is a predicted model, not a curated record.
GGGCGGCACCAGGUUCAGCUGUUCCGCGUCUGCCCCGCCCAGUGCCCGGGUCCUAUAAGUGUCGCCCCAGCCUGGGAGCCCUGCGUGCGGAACAGCCAGCUGUGCAGAACAUGGCCAGGGACACCAACCUCCGGUGGCGGCUGCCGGUCAUCUGCCUGGUCCUGCAGGUGGUGAUGGUGGUUCUCUUCGGCGUGUUUGUGCGCUACGACAUCCAGGCGGAUGCUCGCUGGUGGUUGGAGAAGAAGGUCAAGAACAUCUCUAGCGACAUUGAGAACGAGUUUUACUACCGCUACCCGAGCUUCCAGGACGUGCAUGCCAUGGUCUUCGUGGGCUUCGGCUUCCUCAUGACCUUCCUGCAGCGCUAUGGGUUCAGCGCGGUAGGGUUCAACUUCCUGCUGGCAGCUUUCGGCAUCCAGUGGGCGCUGCUCAUGCAAGGCUGGUUUCGCUUCUUUGAGGAAGGCCACAUUAUGCUGAGCGUGGAGAACAUCAUAGAAGCUGACUUCUGUGUGGCAUCUACCUGUGUGGCCUUUGGGGCAGUUCUAGGCAAGACCAGCCCAGUCCAACUGCUUAUCAUGACCUUCUUCCAAGUGACCCUCUUCGCAGUGAAUGAGUUCAUCCUCCUGAAUCUGAUAGAGGCAAAGGAUGCAGGGGGCUCUAUGACCAUCCACACAUUUGGCGCCUACUUUGGGCUCACAGUGACCUGGAUCCUCUACCGAAAAAACCUGGAGCAGAGCAAGCAGAGACAGAGUUCAGUGUACCAUUCGGACCUUUCUGCCAUGAUUGGCACCCUCUUCCUGUGGAUAUACUGGCCCAGCUUCAAUUCAGCCAGUUCCUUUCAUGGAGACACCCAACACCGAGCAGCCCUCAAUACCUACCUCUCCUUGGCGGCUAGUGUGCUAACUACAGUGGCAGUGUCUAGCAUCAUACACAAGAAGGGCAAACUGGACAUGGUGCACAUCCAGAACGCCACGCUUGCCGGAGGGGUGGGCGUGGGCACAGCUGCGGAGAUGAUGCUCACACCUUAUGGUGCCCUCAUCGUGGGCUUCUUCUGUGGUAUUUUCUCCACCCUAGGAUUCACAUACCUAUCGCCAUUCCUGGAGUCCCACCUGCGCAUCCAGGACACAUGUGGCAUUCACAACCUGCACGGUAUCCCUGGCAUCAUAGGUGGCAUUGUGGGUGCUGUGGCAGCAGCCUACUCCUCCCCUGAUGUGUACGGAGAGCCAGGGCUAGUCCAUUCACUUGGCUUUGGAGGCUAUAAGGCAGACUGGACCAAGAAAAUGCAGGGCAGUUCCCAGAUAUUUGGCCUCCUCCUGACCUUGGCCAUGGCCCUGGUGGGCGGCAUCAUUGUGGGGCUCAUUUUGAAAUUGCCAUUCUGGGGACAAGCUGCUGAUGAAAACUGCUUUGAGGACACCAUCUACUGGGAGAUUCAUGAAGAGGUGAGCAACGUCUACAUUCCUGAGGACCUCACCCACAAACAUCCUGCUCCUCUGGUACCCCCAAUACCCCUGGUCCUUCCAACACCUUCAGCAUCCUUGGUUCCUCCAGUACCUCCAACACCUCCAGUAUCCUUAGCAACUCCAGUACCUUCAGCAUCCUUGGUACACUAAGCUCCCAAGGCAGGUGAAAAGCAGGCUUCACAGACUGUCCCCAGGCUCUGGAAAGAGCUGGACCCACCUAGCUGGGGACUCUGGAGCAGGGCAGCCAAAAGUCCUGCUGACUGGCCCCAGCACCUUCCACACCCCCUUCAUCCCAGGGGGCUUGCCUGAGAAGGAGGAGAUUCCCACAAAGUGAGCUCCAAGCCAGGGUCAGCUGCAGAAGGUCUGCCCCUGCCUGGGGUCGCGAUGCUCAAUAUCCUGUGGAAAGUGGCAUGGACAGUGGCUG